This is a messenger RNA of Erpetoichthys calabaricus (reedfish), 1690 nucleotides long. It is a transcript of the gene tmem165, whose product is annotated as transmembrane protein 165. Gene Ontology annotation, molecular function: calcium ion transmembrane transporter activity; manganese ion transmembrane transporter activity. Gene Ontology annotation, biological process: calcium ion transmembrane transport; Golgi calcium ion homeostasis; Golgi calcium ion transport. Gene Ontology annotation, cellular component: Golgi apparatus. The transcript is spliced from 6 exons. Bases 218 to 1102 code for a protein of 294 amino acids. The record is from RefSeq and is a predicted model, not a curated record. NCBI's taxonomy places the organism in Eukaryota, Metazoa, Chordata, Cladistia, Polypteriformes, Polypteridae.
UGGUUUGGUUUCGCGGAGGGGGCGGGCCGACGUAGAGUUUGUUCGCUUUCUUCAUUCAGGAACCGGACGCAAGUUCAGCGAGGUGAACUAAAGCAAUACUCCCGACUGAUGUAAAACAUGUCGUAUUUGGAUUUUUUUUCCGUGAAGUGUCUGUCACUGGUUUGCCCCCUCCAGUAAACUGUGACCAGUAUUACACACUGAAUAGCUGGAUAAAACUAUGGUGCCCGGAAGCUGCAGUGUGGGCCGAGUGCUGACGCUGAUAACCGUCAUCUCUGCUUUUGGUGUUCUCGGUAUUCAAGAAGAGCAGAAGGUGCAGGAGCUUCCGCUUCAAGAGAAAGUGCCAACACCACCUGCUGUAGGCUCAGUCAUUAGUGAAGAUGCAGUCAGUAAAGCAAAUCUGGGGUUUAUUCAUGCUUUUGUGGCAGCCAUUUCCGUCAUUAUUGUAUCAGAGCUGGGAGAUAAGACUUUCUUUAUUGCAGCUAUCAUGGCCAUGCGCUACAACCGCUUGAUCGUUUUGGCUGGAGCAAUGCUGGCUUUAGGAUUGAUGACAUGCUUAUCAGUGCUUUUUGGGUAUGCCACAACAGUCAUCCCUAGGGUAUACACCUACUAUGUGUCAACAGCAUUAUUUGCUAUUUUUGGCAUUCGAAUGCUUCGGGAAGGUAUGAAGAUGAGUCCUGAUGAGGGUCAGGAAGAGCUGGAAGAAGUUCAGGCAGAAAUUAAGAAGAAAGAAGAAGAACUUCAGAGAUCCAAGAUGAUGAAUGGUGUAGGAGACAUUGAAGCAGCUUCCAGCAACCUGUUGCCACAGAGGAGCUGGCAGUGUGUCAUUUCACCUGUAUUUGUUCAAGCCUUUACACUAACGUUUCUUGCGGAGUGGGGAGAUCGCUCUCAGUUAACCACCAUUGUUUUGGCAGCUCGGGAGGAUCCCUUUGGGGUGGCAGUUGGUGGAACCUUUGGGCACUGCUUGUGUACAGGACUUGCAGUAAUUGGUGGAAGGAUGAUUGCACAGAAAAUAUCUGUUCGAACAGUGACAAUUAUAGGAGGUAUUGUGUUCAUUGCGUUCGCUCUGUCAGCAUUGUUCAUCAAGCCAGAUGUUGGAUUUUAAUCUGAAUCAUGGGUGGAAGUUUUAAAAGGAACAUAAAAGCACUCUUGACUAUUUUUUGUGCAAUCUGUCUACACCAAGAAGUGGAAGUACAGUGUGGGAAAGGUCAGACUAGCACUGGUUCUUUUCCAGAAUACGUAGCGUUUUGUUUUGUUUUCUUUUGUGAGUUUGCAACCCAUUCACUAAAUUAACAUCUUGUGAGAGAUGCAGAUUUGAAUGUUAUUUCUGACGUUUCAAAGGAUAGACAAUAAGCACACGCAGUGAGACUUUUGUCUUUUUUUUUUUUUUCUUUUCUUAAACAAAAGAAGAAUGUUCCCUUGUGUUCCUGAAAACUGGUGACUUAUUUUAAUCAAUGUGAAAGGUUUUUUUUUUUUGUUAAUUUUAUUUUAGAUCAAGUACUGUAGAUGACAGGGAAAAUUGCUGGGUUGAAAACUUACAAGGUAACUUCAUUGUCAAUAUUUGACAAACUGCAGUAUCUAAGGAAAUAACUGUCUGCGUACUAUUGUAUUGCAGAAAUCUUGAGACGGUAACCCAUGAUUUAUGUAAAUAAUGUUUGAAAGGCUAAUAUCACAAUAAAGGUGAUGUCUUGUA